GUUUAGCCGCUGGGAGACGGCGUGAUAAGAGAACUCCUGCUGAUACAAUGCAAAAGCCAAGCAGACGGCGUUAAUUUCGAAGCAGAUGGCAAGCGGACACUGUCGUCUGCAUUGGUCAGAUUGGAAUUUGAUAUCGUCACAGUAGUUUCACUGUGCUUGAUAGCACACACGUUCCUGCGUGCCACGCGAGUCUUCAUGCCGUCCUUACAACAAGCACGACUUAUAGCGCUUCCGGAAUGAAAAGAGUGAAAACGGAACCAAGGAGAAUAGUUUUCCAGUCACGAAAAGACGUGUUUCUCCGAUGUCGCCAGGGGACCCCAGGGACAAUGGCAUGCAGCUCCCUCGGAAAAAGCAUGUGCGGAAGUUGACGGACGAAGAAAUCAACGCCAUCUUGCAAAGUGAAUCCGAGGGCUCCGAUGUUGACGACCCGGAUUUUGUCGAGGAAGACCAAGUCCAGGUGCUUCCGAGCCCGUCAAAACACGUGCCACCCAAAGUGGAAUCAGUUCCGCCGACAUUCCCCGUUUCUGCACCAUCUCCUCAGGUGUUGGACAGUGAGUACAGACCUGUUGCUGUGGUGAAGCCAUCAGUUACUCCAACCAAGACACAGGCAACACCAAGCACAACGGAUGCAAAGGAGAAUUCGUACCGCUGCUGCGUCAAGAGCUGCGUAUCCGGAAACCUCUCGGACAAAGAUGGACUCUGGCUGUUUCCCCUCCCCAAGUCCGAAGAUACCCUCCACGCCUGGGAGGAACACCUUCAGAUCGACAAAGAACACAACAGUCCACUUAGUCCACGCGUCUGCUUCAGGCACUUCGACAAGGCAGAUUUUAUCCGAAAACAGCAACGAUUUGUUGGACUAUGUGAAGGUGCCGUCCCCAAAUGCGCGGCCACGACCAGCAAGCCCAAGCCGAUGCCAAAGCCGAGGCAGCAGACCCGUUUUCCGACGCCGGUCACGUUCCCGCAGGUGGUACGCCUGAUGCCGAUCGACAGUCAACUCGGAACUCCCGGACACCCGGGUAUUCCGGGUGCUCCGAUUGCGCCUCCCGUUCUACCCACCCCGCAAGUAUUGCUGAAGGGAGCCCCCGUGCCACCGCCCCCGACCAACGCUAUCAUCAUUCCCGACGACGUCAAGCCUGCCCAGAAAUCGGUCGCGUACGGGAAGGACGGCUUUGUCGUGACAAACGGACAACCGGACAGCGCUCUGGAGAUGAUGGAAAUCAAGAUAGAGCCGAUAGAUCAGAUGCAGGAAGAAGAUUGCGGCGACGGGCUGACGUACACGCUCACACUGGAAGACAUACAAGAGGAACUACCUUGGGUGGUUCCGGACAAUUUGUGGAAGUCGGAAAUGGAAAACGGAGAGUUAGUGAUUGUGAAAGAAGGCAAGGAGGUCACGCGGAAGGUGGUCAUAAAAGACGGACUCCAGCUGGAGGUGUUUAUAGGUGGAAAACGCGUCGACAAGUUCAACAAGACGAUACUCAAGUGCGCGGAUGACUUGAAGGUGGUUCUCGAACAGGUGCAGAACUUCCAGAACUGAAGUGCGCGCUACAUCGCUCGUGGGGCAGCGGUUUGUCAUUACAGACUUUUCUAGUAUCAUUUUAUUUACUGAGGUAGGGUGUCCGAAACGGCGACGCUUUAGAAUAUUUGCGAUAAAUAGUUGAAGGGCCUCCUAGUCUGCAAAACAAAUGUUUGCCUCCAUAAUGGCAGGGGCGCUGGGUGCAGAGAAGGGGCGUCAGAGCAAUCUCGUGUCGCCCUUGUGCGCACAUUGGUGCUCCACCCUACCACGAAAGAAAAUUAAAAUGAUGCUACAAAAUGCUGUACUGUGGCAACUCGGUCGUAUUAAUAAUCCAACACUUGGAAAUUUUUAGGAAAAAUUCAGUCGGAACCCCAAUAUCUCCGAGUGUUCCACUUGAAUGCUUUUGUCAGUACAGUCUACCCACGAUGAACCCCAAAAAGAGGAAGAAUCACUUCCUGGUUCGCGAUUUCUGUAUCCAACCGCAAAAAAAAAUUCUUUUUAUCAGUUACGGUGUUGCACGAAGCGCCGACUCACAAUAAAGUUGCUUCAGUUUCACGA
This is a messenger RNA of Ornithodoros turicata, 2071 nucleotides long. RefSeq lists its product as uncharacterized. The coding region runs from base 302 to 1534 and encodes 410 amino acids. Lineage: Eukaryota; Metazoa; Arthropoda; Arachnida; Ixodida; Argasidae. The transcript is spliced from 3 exons. The record is from RefSeq and is a predicted model, not a curated record.